Larimichthys crocea (large yellow croaker) is the source of this 2587-nucleotide messenger RNA. RefSeq names its product pancreatic secretory granule membrane major glycoprotein GP2. Gene Ontology annotation, biological process: zymogen activation. The transcript has 9 exons. Gene Ontology annotation, cellular component: plasma membrane. Bases 349 to 2361 code for a protein of 670 amino acids. The record is from RefSeq and is a predicted model, not a curated record. NCBI's taxonomy places the organism in Eukaryota, Metazoa, Chordata, Actinopteri, Sciaenidae. Gene Ontology annotation, molecular function: serine-type endopeptidase activity.
UUGUGUCAUGAUGAUGCCACCUGCCUGGAGUCACGAGCAAGAGGCGAUUCUUUCACCAGCCCUGAGCUCUUUUGUGUCUGUAAAGUUGGCUUUGUAGGUGACGGUCUCACCUGCCAUAAUACAAAACUUUGCGGUGACUCUUCUUGCUGUAGCCAAGGUUAUCACUGGUCACAGGAAAGGGGCUGUGUCGACACUGACGAGUGCUCCCUCCCAGACUCACCCUGCACGCCACCUCAGGUUUGCCAAAACACUCCAGGCUCCUUCAAAUGCCUGGAACCUUCCCCUAGUGCCAGAUCAGGCCUCUCAUCUGUCCAGUUCAACUGUGGACAUGUUGUUUGUCCUUUCGGCAUGGAUUGCAUCGGUUAUAAUUGGAGUCUUUGUGCUGACCCCUGUGAGGACUACACUAUACUGAAUGAUGACUGGCGUUCAGUUAAUAAUACAUCGCAGGAAAUCCUACACUGUGACCGAAAUAUUAAUUGGCAAGGCUGGUAUCGCCUGUUUCUGGGGCAAAACAGUGCUCAUAUUCCAGAAUGGUGUGUGGAUGAAAAAAGGUGUGGAACCCAUGCUCCUCUGUGGAUAACAGAACCUCAUCCAACACAGUUUGGGGAAAUUGUAGAACGCACUGUCUGCAAUUCUUGGGCAGGCAGUUGCUGCUUCUUUGACUCACACAUCAUCCAUGUCAAGCUCUGUUAUGGAAACUUCUAUGUCUACAAACUUGCCAAGCCAGUUGGACGCCAUUAUGCAUACUGUGCAGAUGUGAAUCCAACAAACCCUCCAGUUUCUUCAACCACACCUGGUACAACAACACCACCACAGCCCUCUACUACCAAUCAGGUUGAUAUCACCAUCACAACAACAGCAGUAAGCAACAGCACAGGAGUUGAGGGGCAGAUCCGUCUGGCUAAUGCAAGAAACAGUUCCUGCUCUGGUAGAGUAGAGAUCUUCCUCCAUGGACAGUGGGGGACAGUGUGUGAUGAUUCCUGGAGCCUGUUAAAUGCUCAGGUGGUAUGUAGACAGCUGGGAUGUGACAGGGUUCUGUCAGCACCAUCGGGUGCUCAUUUUGGACAAGGCAUAGGGCCCAUCUGGUUGGAUGAUGUCAUGUGCGCAGGAAGCGAAUCAAAGCUCACAGAGUGCAGCCACCGAGGGAUUGGAUCUCACGACUGUGGUCACUCAGAGGAUGCUGGUGUUGUCUGUGAAGCUGGUUCACCAGUGAGGUUGGUCAACUCUGACAACCGUUGCUCUGGCAGAGUGGAGGUCUACCAUGAUGGACAGUGGGGGACAGUGUGUGAUGAUAACUGGGACCUAAAUGAUGCUCAGGUGGUGUGUAGACAGCUGGACUGUGGCAUUGCUCGUGCAGCACCGCUGAAUGCAGCUUAUGGAGCCGGCAGUGGACCCAUCUGGUUGGACGAUGUCAAUUGUUAUGGCAGUGAAUCAUCGAUAACAGACUGCAGACAUCGAGGACUUGGGGUCCACAACUGUCGCCACAUUGAAGAUGCCAGUGUUGUUUGUGAAAUCCAGCACCCUCCACUUCAGGCUCCUCAGCUCAUUUGUGGUCGUGAUAAACUCCAAAUAGGGCUGGAUUUGGCUGGUGUGGCUUCCUCUGGUUUUGACCCAUUUUCUGGCAACCUGGCAGCAAGAAACUGCUCGCAGUUCAGAGUGCGUGGUGAUGUAGUGUGGUACGAAGUGGAGGCCAGAGAAGGUGUCUGUGGAAACACACUGACGACCAACAGCACACAUGCCAUUUACUCCAACAGUUUAUUUAUCUACCCCGGAAACGUGUCCUUCGGCCUUCCUGCUCGUCUUCCCUUCUCCUGUGCUUAUCCUCUGGAUACAGACGCAAGCCUAAACGUGGCUAUCAGUCCAUUCCUGUCGCUGGCAGAUGGCAUUUCAGGCUUGGGCUCCAAAGCCGAAGCCUCCAUGUUUCUGUUCCGCAGCUCCAACUACAAUGACACGUAUCCAUCAGGCCAGAUCAACUUGCCAGUGGGUUCACCAUUGUACGUGGGCGUGUCUGUGGAGGAGAUGCAUUCAUCCUUUGUCGUCGUUCUCGAGGACUGCUAUGCCACUAACUCAUUAAACCCUGAUGACCCUGUGCGAUACUAUCUCAUCCAGAACAAGUGUCCCACUGACCGCAGACAGGUGUCAGUGACUGAGAGCGGCUCGUCCCUCCAUGCUCGCUUCACUGCCCUGCUCUUCCUGCUCCAGGAUGAAUACCAAGACACUUUCCUUCAUUGCAGCCUCAGCUUGUGUAACCAAAGGAGCUCCUCUUGUGUUCCACCUUGCGUGAGUAGGAGGUCCCGCUCUGUUUCCACCUCUGAGCCUCUGAAGCCCCUCACCAUUGGACCAAUUAUCUGGGUCAAGUAACCUGAGUGAGCUGAUAACAACCAGUAAUAAAACACAAAUCACAUAAAUCACAUGAAUCACAUUUCAUAUUGUGAUUUUGUUAGAUUUUUUUUUUAAUUAGAGACAUACUGUACGAUCUAAAAAUGAUGUUAUAUUGUAUAAUUAUAUUGUGUCAUUCUAUUACCUUUGCAUUUUUUUUGUUGCUACACAAAAAUCAAAAAUAUAUAUGGCUAAAUAAUAAAGGCAU